Molecule: messenger RNA, 1686 nt
Organism: Oryza brachyantha (malo sina)
Lineage: Eukaryota; Viridiplantae; Streptophyta; Magnoliopsida; Poales; Poaceae
Product: auxin-responsive protein IAA18-like
Exons: 6
Coding region: 299-1297 (332 amino acids)
Biological process (GO): regulation of DNA-templated transcription
Cellular component (GO): nucleus
Molecular function (GO): protein binding
Source: RefSeq, a predicted model, not a curated record
CACACUUGCAUCAUUCACAGGUUGAGCCAUCCAGCUACGUGUUUGCCAGGAAAAAAUAGGCUAAAAAGUGCAGGAUAAGGGGGGAGAACUUUGCUCUAGGGCCACUAGGAGGCAGCAGGCCAAUAGAAAAAGAACGGCAGGCAUCACACUGGUACCAAAGCUAGCUAGCUGCUGCUGCUGCUGCUUGUUCUUGCCUCUAGGCAGCCAUUGCUGGAGUGGUUGGGCCUUGGAGUUGGACCCAGGUUAAUUGCAGCUGUUCUGGUGUCCGAAUUCGUAUUCCUACAGUAGAUCAAGUCCUAUGGAAGAAGAAUUCAAGGACAAAGGCCUCCCUCCCACACUGCUAAACCUCAUCCCUGACGGGAGAGAAUGGAAGGUGAAAGAAGCAGGAGGAGAAAGAUCAAGAAACACAAGCGUAGAUGCCCAUGAGGACGAGGAACUAGAGCUUAAGCUCGGCCUUCCUGGUCUCCAUGAGGGAGAACAAGCAGCUGGUUCCAGAGAGAAGAUACAGCAGCAGCAGCAAGAUGGUUCCUCAGCACCAUCCCCCAGUUGCUUCCCUGCACAUUCAAAGGCUAUCGCCAGCAUCACCACAACUGGAGCAAAGAGAGGAUCUUUGGCAUCUGUUGGGGCCACACCAGAGGGUUACAAUCAGAUCCACCGGGACAGAGAAGAAUGUGGGAAUGAGCUAACAUUAGGAGGUGAAAAUAUGGCAGGUGAGAGGAAGAAAGGAUGCAGUCCCUCACCACCAUCACAUGGCUCGGCUGCUGUGCACAGCAGCAACCCACAGGGGAGAGGUGCUAUUCCUCCAGUAGUCGGCUGGCCUCCCAUCCGAUCCUUCAGGAGAAACCUCACAACAAAUGGCAGUUCAUCUAAACAGUCCCCUGAACAACAAAAUGACGAAGCUGAUGACAAGGCAAAGCUAAUCUGCAAGAAGAGACCUCUUGUCAAAAUCAACAUGGACGGGAUCCCCAUUGGAAGGAAAGUAGACCUUGCAUUAUAUGAUAGCUACCAGAAGCUGUCAUCAGCUGUUGAAGAGUUGUUCCGUGGUUUUCUUGAAGCUCAAAAGGAUUUAUCUUGUGCCGAAAGUGGGGAACAAGGAACAGAAGAGAAAAUAUUUUCAGGGUUGUUGGAUGGAACUGGCGAAUAUACUUUAGUGUAUGAAGACAAUGAUGGAGACAGAAUGUUAGCUGGGGACAUACCAUGGAAUGUAUUUGUUUCAACUGCUAAGAGGUUGAGGGUCAUGAGGAGGUCAGAGCUUCCCCAUGACAUGGUAAGAACUAAGAACAGUGCAACUUUAUAAGGUGUCACUUUCACAUGGAUCAAAUGGAUGCACUCAUUGACACCGUACUGUAUCAUUGCACUUAUAUUACUUAUAUAAACAUAUAAACUAAUGUUAUAUGCUUGGAUUAAAUGGACUCACUUCCUCAAGUUAAGGUCUGCACUUAUUUCUCCUAUAUUCUUCCACAGAAUGAGCUGACCCUGUGAGAAUAGCAGAUCGUUAAUAUUAGGGUCCAGACAUAUCAAUUGUAAACCGUAGUCCAUCACCUUUCUGGGGGAUGACCUGUUUUUGGCUUGUAGAGAUGAUUAUGAUAAGGGGAAAAUAGCAUCUUGCAGGCCCAGUGGACGAACUGCAUAUUUUGUAAAUCACCUACUCUUUUCCAGAUGAAAUAGACUGGUGUGAUUCUAUAA